AUGCCUUCAGACCGACAGAAGCCGCAGCCGAGUCUACAGGUUCCAGUUCCAACAUUUCCCCUUUCAUCCCCCAUCAUCGAAGAAGUGGAUGGUUCUUCAUGCUCGUCCGCGGAGGAUCCCGAACUAGAACGGAGCCGGCCAUUCGACUACCUUGUCAAAGCGACCAGACAGAAAAUCGAAAAUUCCCAGAAAGAGGAGAAUCAGUCUCCGAGCCUCUCGAAUUUGCACCGCGGGCCCGGGGAAAGCUCAAGGCUGGGUAUUCGUGGGAUAACGAAGAAGAAGAAAGCCGUCAAACCCGUUGGUCUUAACCUAGUUACCAAUUUUUCUAUUUCGGCGCCAUCGCCCCAAAAGCAAUCCGAUGAUAAGGCAAUCGCCCCAUUUGUGGAUUUGAAUGACUUGAAACAACUAUCCAAGGCCCGGGAGAAAGAACGCACGACACAAAAAGAAAAGACAAAGAACUCCUGGAAAAGGAGGGUCUCAAGGACUGGUCAGCUUCCGGAACCUAGCGAAUCUCAUAAUGCGGGUUUCUUUCUCAACCCAAGCCCUGAAAAUAAAUUUACGGAUCGCUCCGACUUGGGGCUAUCGCCUUCCGAUCGCCAUGUCAUGAUCGGUCUUACAGUCCCGUACCACGAGUCCUCAGAUCGAUCAAGAGAACUCGAUAGUGCAGUUGACCAACCUCUCACACCCUCAAUAAUCGUCACUCCUGCCUGUGAAGAGGCGCCUUGGUCGGUAGAUACAGCCAGUCCAGAAGGCCACCGAGCCCGAGCAACAUCCAGCUUGUAUUCUCAGCCUACCCCGCGCCUCUGGGGUAGCGAAACUGAUAUCCCACCCGUCCCCGCCAUCCCCGAAGAGCAUUCCUUGUCCAAAAAGCAAACUGAGGCUUCUGAAUACCUGAGCUCGCAUUUUGCUGCUAUGACACGGAAGCGCCGAUCACUCUCUGCCGGUACUGUUUUCGAGAAUGAAAUUGAGAGCCCCGAUACAGAUCACUCGCGCACAAUGGUGGAUGAAAAUGAUCAGAGCCCUUUGAAUCGACUGAGCGUCAACACGGAAGCAAGUCGACCACAGUCGCAAGGUUGGUGGAAUGUACUGCUCUCGCCACUGCUCGGUCGUUCGAAUACAAUGUCUAGUAAAAAGUCUCCACUCAGCCCGGGCUCCCUUCAAAGAAGUCCGUCUACACCUGUGACCUCGACAUUACAAGCGGCCCGGGAGAAAGAGAUUUCUUGUUUCUCUCCUGAUACACCGGAGACUGCUGUGACGAAUCAAUGGCAGGAGAGUAACAGAAGUUUUGAAGAGUCGCGCUCGCUCGAUAAUAUUGACGCAGUUCAACCCUUUCCGAGUAGACAACCCGCCAUGUCGAUGAUGCUUCGAGGAGAUCGCAUCCAGGGCGAAGCGGCCGAGUACUACCAGGCUUGUGCGCAUGAGCUGUUCAGCAAAACACCAUUUUUUGAUUGUUUCAAUCAUGUUUGCUCUAUCACACCAUCGACUGUUAUUACCAGCCAAGCAGGAAACGUGGCAGCCGUCACGGGUGAUCGAGGGCUCGCAUUGGCCGAAGCAGAAAUUGGGCAUACUUCCACAGAGUUUAAGGAAGCUGAAGCUGCGAUUAUUGCUCGCGGACUGCUUAUUGAUGUGGAUACACCAUCUCAGGAAGCUCCGAAGAGUCCCGAGUGUGCUAAAUGCUCGCAUUUGCGGGUUUCAACAAGCAGCAUUGAUUCCUGGGCUUCUACUACUGUCGAGACUGUUGUGGGUGAUGAUAAAGGUUUGCCCGAGCUACCGAAGACUAUUCGUACUAAAGAGUUGACUGUUGGUUCUUCUAUUCAACACCAUGGUCAGCCUUUUCCACAGGAACCAGUUCAGCCCCCUCCAGUUCAGCCUCAAUUUCAAGAGCCAGUUCCCGUCCCAGCAUCGGCACCAGUUGUACCUUCAGAACCUUUGGCAAGAGAACUAGAGCCGGCUCCGAUAUCGCAGUCUGAGCUGCCAACCUCAACUCCUGCACCAUAUCUUCCAACUGACCCCCUGGUCAAGUCUCCACCUCCCCAUAUUAUCAACAAUUACCAUUACGGCACGCCACCUUCUGAAAUACCGCCCCAGCCUCCGGUCAUAGUGGAGAGAAUUAUGCCCCAUUAUAUUCCAGUUUACCCCUCAAACAAUCCAUUCUUUGCUCCGAGAGAACAGCAACAGGAGUCCCGGUCAGCAGAGUCAGAGUGGCCCAGGGCGGAUCCGGCUCACGAGUUGAAUUCUCAAGAUCCACCUCAGGAGGCAGAUAUCACCAAGAUGCCAGAAGAUUCACAAGACCCAGCUCAACGGUUGGUCUCAGAGUGGCCAAGGACAGCUCCAGCUUCGCAGCUAUAUUCUCAAUAUCCAGCCCACCCAGCGAUGCUAGAGCUGCCAAGAGAGUCUCCGGCUCCCCAAUCGCACUCUCAGAGUCUGCUGCAACCUGUGCUUUCAAAACGGCCAGAGGGGGCUUCACCUCCCGAAAUAGAUUGUCAAGAUCAAAAUCAGGCACCGAUGGCAGAGAGGUCAAGAGCCGUUACAAUCCCUCAGUCAUAUUCUCAAGACCCACCCCAAGAAGAAGAUGUCACGAAAAUGCCGGAAGAAUUUCGAGAUGCACCCCAGGAGCAUCAAAGAACACUUGAGUAUCUCGCGCCAUCUCAGCAACACCAGAACAAUCAGACUUCAGAGCCGAUAUCCCCGGGCUUUCAAAAUGCUGCCGGGGGACCCGGGUCAAUACCAAUGUCUGAUGUCAAUGCCCCAGCACCUGCGUAUGCACAGCACCACAGAGAUGCCCCUCUUCCCGAGAGAUAUGACCUUUAUCCAGCUUCAGGGGCAGCAGUCAUUAACCCCACAGGAGAUAUAGGGCCCGGUGAGACUCGUCGCCGGAGACUGGAGCGUGAAGAUGCCGCAGGGAAAAAGAUUGGUGGUCUUUGGCGUGGACGAGGUUGUUUCAGCAAAAAGGGCUGCUUUGGGCGGCCCGGGCGUGAAGGUCGCCUUCGCCGACGAUGGUAUUUUUGUAUUGGGCUUUUCUUUCUUGCUAUAGUGGUUGUAGCCGUCACCCUUGCUAUUACUCUUACUAAGAAGAGCGACGAGACCCAGGUUCAGUCGCAAUGGGUCAAUCUGACCAACUAUCCGCCAAUCCAAACUGGCAUUAUGACAGUUGCUGGUACAGAGCCCCAAAUCCAGAACUCGGGCUGUAUCAAUAUUGAGACCUUGUGGAGCUGUUCUCUUCCCAAGGGUACACAACAAUCUCAGAAUGAGCCUUACGCUGCAGAUGAGCCCACCUUUCGGGUCGAAAUUCGAUACCUCAAUACGACUUCGAACAGUACAACAGGCGGCUCGAAUUCGACGACCACCAAACGUGGUAUUUGGACGGCAGAUCCAUCUCCGCCGAGUAUAGCAGACCAAACUUUCCUUGGAAACACCACAGAUGGCAAUUACAAGCCCUAUGCUGGCGAGGAAACGCCCUUUUACUUGUCUGUCCUAUCAGCCGCCCACCUAUCGUCAACAAAUAUAUUCCGGCGCAGCACAUCCAACUCGUCAUCUCUCGUCCCUGCUCCAACCGAGGACUCAGAUGGGACUGCGGCAGCAGCAACACUCUAUCCCCUCCCUUCCUCGCAGCCCGUCCGUCUCUAUAACCGAGGCGAAUCAUCAGAGCACUACGGCUUCUAUACUUACUUUGACAAGUCUAUCUUCCUUCAAUCAAAGGCACCCCUGAAUGGCAGCACAACGGACUACGAUUUCGAGGACAGCAAUGGUGGCUCUACUCAAGCCGAAGCUCAAGCUCGUUGCACCUGGUCGCAGACUCGCUUCCUCGUUCAGAUCUGGACUAAUCCAUCCGGCAUGGGUUAUUCUCUCCUCUCCUCUGGUAGUGGAAGUAAUACGAGUGCUACCACCACCGCCACAGCUACAUCUACUUCUUCUACGGCUACUUCAUCGUCGUCUGCGACGAACUAUACUCGUCCUGGCUCAUUCCCGUACCCUGUUACCGUUACGGUAGAUCGACAUGGUGGGGAUGCUGAUAAGAAGAGAGUUUAUUGCUACGGUAUUGAGGAUAAUGGGCACUACAAUUUCACAGAAGCAAUGCUGGAGAUUGAAAAUCGGUCGGUUGGGGGCACUUUGGUCAACCCUGCUUCGGAUUCUUCUUUGGCCUAUGGUGGUAUUGAUGGUGGGACGGGGGGCUGUGAGUGCCAAUGGGUGAAUUGGAUAUCUACUUUAUAG
Molecule: messenger RNA, 4212 nt
Organism: Penicillium verhagenii
Lineage: Eukaryota; Fungi; Ascomycota; Eurotiomycetes; Eurotiales; Aspergillaceae
Exons: 1
Coding region: 1-4212 (1403 amino acids)
Source: RefSeq, a predicted model, not a curated record